Messenger RNA from Rubroshorea leprosula, 1353 nucleotides. NCBI's taxonomy places the organism in Eukaryota, Viridiplantae, Streptophyta, Magnoliopsida, Malvales, Dipterocarpaceae. The record is from the annotation of a GenBank genome assembly.
CCAUCUCCAUGGCUACUUUCUCUUUUACAAGGAUAAGUUCCUUAAUGGCUUUGAUACUAGUGCUUCUAGGACUCCUUUCGACAAGCCUCGAUUCUGCAGGUGCACAAUCAGUGGGUGUCUGUUAUGGAAUGCUAGGUAACAAUCUGCCAUCAGCGCCAGAGGUCAUACAACUCUUCAGAUCACACAAUAUUAAGCGGAUGAGAAUCUAUGAUCCUAAUCCUGCAGCUCUUCAAGCUCUUAGAGGCUCCAACAUUGAGCUCAUGAUAGGUGUCCCAAACUCCGAUCUUCAAAGCCUCUCAAACCCUUCCAAUGCACAGUCAUGGGUACAGAGAAAUGUGCUGAGCUACUGGCCUAGUGUCAGAUUCAGGUACAUAGCUGUUGGGAAUGAAGUCAGUCCUGUUAAUCCAGGCACAGCUUCCAUUGCUCAAUAUGUUCUGCCUGCCUUGGUGAACGUAUUCAACGCAAUUAGAUCUGCAGGUCUCCAGGACCAAAUCAAGGUUUCAACUGCAAUUGACAUGACCCUUAUAGGAAACUCAUACCCUCCAUCUGCUGGUGCCUUUCGCGGAGAUGUCAGGAAAUAUAUAGACCCAAUAAUUGGCCACCUCACAUAUGCAAAAACACCUUUGUUUGCUAAUAUUUACACAUACUUCAGCUAUGCCGGUAAUCCGAGGGACAUAUCUCUUCCCUAUGCCCUCUUUACUUCCCCGUCUCCUGUCAUAUGGGAUGGUUCCCGGGGUUACCAAAACCUUUUUGAUGCUAUGUUGGAUGCCUUAUACUCUGCUCUUGAAAGAGCUGGACAAUAUUCUGUGGAUGUGGUUGUUUCAGAGAGUGGAUGGCCCUCUGAUGGAGCGUUUGCAGCAACAUUUGAUAACGCACGCACAUAUUACUCAAAUUUGAUAAAGCAUGUCAAAGGAGGUACCCCAAAGAGGCCUGGCAGAGCCAUAGAGACUUACCUAUUUGCCAUGUUUGAUGAGAACCAAAAGCAGCCAGAGUUGGAGAAACAUUUUGGGGUUUUCUUCCCUAACAAACAGGCAAAAUAUCCGCUAAAUUUCGGCACAAAAAGGAUCUCAGAUAUUUCUUCUGAGAACAAUACAACUGUUUUCCUCAAGAGUGAUAUGUAAGGUUACAAGGUCUUUGUUUCUGUGUCCUGAACUUGAAUAACUCAUAGCUGCAGAGACAAAUGCUGUCUUGAUCUACUGCAGCAGAGAGAGUUUGUGUAUUUUUUUUUUCCCUUUUUCUAUGGUUAAUUAAUGUUAACUCUCGUCUGGUUUGAUGCUUUUAAUUGUUCUAUGCUGCAAAAAUUGAAACAGGGACUAAGAAUAUUUUUCUCACAAAUAUAUGUCCUUGCUCUAA